This is a messenger RNA of Calliphora vicina (urban bluebottle blowfly), 1951 nucleotides long. RefSeq names its product sodium/potassium/calcium exchanger 4. The transcript has 8 exons. Bases 174 to 1748 code for a protein of 524 amino acids. The record is from RefSeq and is a predicted model, not a curated record. Gene Ontology annotation, cellular component: plasma membrane. NCBI's taxonomy places the organism in Eukaryota, Metazoa, Arthropoda, Insecta, Diptera, Calliphoridae. Gene Ontology annotation, biological process: calcium ion transmembrane transport; intracellular calcium ion homeostasis. Gene Ontology annotation, molecular function: calcium channel activity; calcium, potassium:sodium antiporter activity.
UAACGAACUUAAGCUUUAAAAUAAAGCUUAAAACUGUGUUUAACACAAAACUUUUUAGUUGAACACAAAUUUAACAUUUUAAUUUACUGUUAAUAACAGUUGUGUAUCCGGUUGUAUCCGGCUGUGUCUGUAUUUAAGUGUUUGUGCGUGUUUUAGACCUGGGAAACGGAACCAUGUUGCGGAAAACUCUUCUUUAUGUUUCGGUGUUGCUAGUUUUGUUUAUAAACAAUAAUUUUUCUAUGGCGGAGAAUUUAGAAGAAGAAAAUGUUACGAGUAAUUUUCGCAGCUUAUUAGAAAAUUUCGAUGAUUUUUUGCUGUUAAGGGGAGUGCCACGCGAAUCGUGUCCCAAUGAAACAGAAGAUUCGCCGCUCGAUGAAUUUCCAGAGUAUUUCACAUUGGAUCAAUUACGCCAGGGUUGGGUUGUUUUGCACGUCUUUGCUGCCGUCUACUUUUUCAUACUAUUGGCCAUUAUUUGCAACGAUUACUUUUUACCUACCGUCGAGUGUAUUUGUGAGGAUUUGAAUUUAUCCAAAGAUGUGGCGGCUGCCACAUUUAUGGCCACCGCCACUUCUAUGCCCGAGUUUUUUACGAAUACCAUUAGUACCUUGAUAACACACUCGGAUAUGGGUUUGGGCACGAUUAUUGGUUCGCUGAUGUUCAAUACAUUGGGUGUGGCGAGUUUAGCGGCCAUUGCUAUAGAUAAGCCCGUCCAACUGGAUUGGUGGCCUAUUGCCCGCGAUUGCUUUAUAUAUGGUUUCAACACCAUCAUUCUAAUCAUUUUGGCUUGGGGUGGUGAAAUAACAUUUACCGAAUCCUGUGUCAUGAUGGGUUUCCUACUCAUUUAUUAUUUGGUUACUUUUAACAAUAAUAAAUUUAUGCCCGCCAUCAGAGUCUUUGUGGAGGAUAAAUUGGGUUGCUGCUUUUCGACCAGAUACGAUCUUACCGAACCACCAGAGAACAGUGCUAAAGGUAAAUUGCCAAUUACUAAAAAGGAUCCCUUGACCGGAAAUGGUUUGUUUGUUAUUAAUCUGCCCGAAAAUACCAAUUCAAUGUCAUCGAGGGUGAAUUUGACUCACUCAAAAAGCUGGGAUGGCGAAGAGCAAACCAUGGAAAUACCUACAAGUGUCUACGCCAUACCUCACGGUGAAUCUAUGUUUAUGAAAUUUUGGUGGUGCUAUACAUUCCCCCUCAAGUUUAUCUUGACAAUGAUCAUACCCCAUCCUGCCAAACAUCGUAAAUUGUAUCCUUUAUCCUUUAUAAUGUGUAUUAUUGCUAUUGGUGUCAAUGCCUAUCUGAUCGUCUGGAUGUUAACUUCAUUUGGUGUCGCCAUUAAUGUGCCCACAAUUAUUAUGGGUCUAACGUUUUUGGCUGCCGGCUCCACUAUGCCCGAGGCUGUGUCAAGUGUGAUUUCGUUGAGGAAUGGUGAAAGUGGUAUUGGUGUCUCCAACUCCUUGGGUGCCAAUUCCUUGGCCAUUUUGCUAUCCUUGGGUGUGCCAUGGUUUAUCAAGAAUUGCAUGAACUAUGGCAUGACUGAUGGCUCCAACAAAAUCAAAAUUGCCGCUCAAGGCAUUGAAUACAGUAUUUUAAUACUCAUGCUGUGUACCAUAACUCUCUUCAUAGGCCUCAGCUUGAGUGGUUAUCGUCUCACCAAGAGAGUGGGUCUUCUGCUCUUCAUCGUCUAUGUUGUCUUUAUCGUUUUACAAAUUCUAAUCGAAAUGAAUGUAUUCUUCCCCAAACAAUGUAGUUAAAUUCAAACUAAUUCUAGUAUUUAAAUAAUUUAGAAAUUAUUUAAUUAAAAACAAACAAAUACUUAUAAAUUAAGACUGUUUAGUUAUAAAGAGAAAACAAGAUUUUAAAUCUUUUUUAAAAAAACCUCCACAAAACAACACGAAACGAAAAGAAGCUUUUUCUUAAGAACAUUUUUUUGAAAACCAAAUAUAACGUCUUUUUU